Nicrophorus vespilloides is the source of this 2310-nucleotide messenger RNA. RefSeq names its product POU domain protein CF1A (gene vvl). Gene Ontology annotation, molecular function: DNA-binding transcription factor activity, RNA polymerase II-specific; RNA polymerase II cis-regulatory region sequence-specific DNA binding. Gene Ontology annotation, cellular component: nucleus. The record is from RefSeq and is a predicted model, not a curated record. Gene Ontology annotation, biological process: brain development; regulation of transcription by RNA polymerase II. The transcript has a single exon. Lineage: Eukaryota; Metazoa; Arthropoda; Insecta; Coleoptera; Silphidae. Bases 433 to 1665 code for a protein of 410 amino acids.
AGCCGCAUCGUGUUAGUAGUACAUUCAGAGUCGUCGUGCGUGCCAGUGAUAUGCAUAACACAUGAGAGCGUGCUGACAGAUAGAAAGACAGACAUACAAACAGAUAUAUACUACUAUACUAUGCACACAUAGAUAGUUAGAUACGAUACAACUACACCACACUCUCUGCACUACAUGUAUCUCUCGAUCUCUCCUCCGAGAGCGGUCCGUUGACGACGAGAGCGUAUAUUCGCAACAGUGUGCUGAUCAGUUCUACCUGUUAUACGAUUUUGUUUUUUUGUUUGUUGUUGUUGAAUAAUUCCGUUCGCAAUCGCAAGCGAUUGCAGCUUUUGAACUGUUGAAUAAGUUGUUCCUUGAUUUGGAGGAGUGGAACAAAAAGUGAUCUCAGUGCGUUUGGAGAAGGACUUAUUAUUACUGCCCUCCAAAGGGCAUAUGGCGGCCACCACGUACCUUCCAGCAAGCAGUGCGGUUACGGCAUCAGAUUUGGACGGUGGCGUCGGAGUAAUGAAUAUUGUCGGAGGUUAUCACACCAGCGCCUCCCCGAGGUCUGCUGCAGACGCUAGCGAAAUGAAAUACCUGCCACAACAUCACCACCAUCAUCACCAUCAAAUGGCCAGUUCGCCGUCGCCCAGCGGCCACGCGGCCGUCUCCCUAUCCACCGCCAACCCCUGGGUCAGCCUUCAACCUGGAGCUGAUCCAUGGACCGCUUCCAUGGCGGGGAUGCACCACGCACACCAUCAUCAUCCACACCAAGAUGUGAAACCACUGAGUCAGCAGGCUGAUAUGCUGCACCACAGGCAACAACAGCAACAGAGUAUGGGAUCCCCUCACGCGUGGCACGCGCCCGUCUCCUCGGCACAUUACAACCCCGGCGGUGCCGGAUCUCCUCUUCAGCAGUACCAUGCAGCCAUGAACGGUAUGAUCGCCCAUCACCAAGCCGCGCCUCAACUCCACCAUCCCCUGCACAGAGACAUGCAAAGUCCGCAUCACGUACAACAUCCCGGCGAUAGGGACGUGGUGAGCGGCGGUGAAGACGAGACUCCCACCAGCGACGACCUCGAAGCAUUCGCAAAGCAAUUCAAGCAGAGGCGUAUCAAGUUGGGUUUCACUCAAGCGGACGUUGGUUUGGCACUUGGCACCCUGUACGGCAACGUAUUUUCGCAGACGACGAUCUGCAGGUUUGAAGCGCUGCAACUUAGUUUCAAGAAUAUGUGCAAGCUGAAGCCUUUGCUGCAGAAGUGGCUGGAGGAGGCUGACUCGACGACGGGAUCUCCGACCUCGAUCGAUAAGAUCGCAGCACAGGGCAGGAAGAGGAAAAAGCGCACCAGCAUAGAAGUGUCGGUGAAGGGCGCACUCGAGCAGCACUUCCACAAGCAGCCGAAGCCGUCGGCACAGGAGAUCACGUCGCUAGCAGAUAGUUUGCAAUUAGAGAAGGAAGUUGUGCGAGUGUGGUUUUGCAACAGGAGGCAGAAAGAGAAGAGGAUGACGCCGCCCAACACUCUUGGCGGUGACAUGAUGGACGGCAUGCCACCAGGUGGACACAUGCACCCCGGCUACGGCCACCACCCCGACAUGCACGGCUCCCCCAUGGGUCAGCAUUCGCACUCCCACAGUCCGCCAAUGUUAUCCCCCCAAGGCAUGGGUCACCAGUUGACGGCCCACUAGCAUCCAGCCCACUGGGCCUCACUACUCCACCACAGCGAUAAUGGCUAGCAGCGAUUUCAAAAUCCCCAAGAUUUACUCUCGAAACUUGAAUAGGAAGCGACGGCCCGUCCAAAUAACGGCGCAUAGACACUUUUAACUAUCUUAUAUUGCUACCUCAGCAACAACCACCCCGAUAGAAAUUCGCAUCUUGGGGGAGUCAGUGGGCACCAGUGAAACUUAACACAAGAAUAUAUAAAUAAUAUAUAUAUAAAAAUAUAUAGCGCCUCAGUGCGCGAGUGUACCUUAACUUAACAAAAAGAAUAAACCUAAAACACGAACUGUAAAUUAAUGUAUAUAAGAAGAGAGUGAUAUUGAGACGCUAACUGCAGCGGACGUGUAAUAUAUGAGGACGAGAAGAAUUAAUCGAAGAUUUUAGAAGCAUUGUACAUAGACGUGAGAAGGAGUCGAGAAGACGAGCCAAGGGACUUUUGAAGGACUUACAAACCGAAGACGCAGAGAAGAGAAAAAACAUUGCGGUAGCAAUUUCGUGAUUUCUACUAAAAACAUAAAUAAAUAAAAACAAAAGAUUAUGAGAAUAAUAAGAACAUCUAAGUUAAAUUAAUUAAAUAAAAAAUAAAUAAAUAAAAAAAAAUAUACACCGGGACG